Molecule: messenger RNA, 3054 nt
Organism: Polyodon spathula (Mississippi paddlefish)
Lineage: Eukaryota; Metazoa; Chordata; Actinopteri; Acipenseriformes; Polyodontidae
Gene: lfng
Product: LFNG O-fucosylpeptide 3-beta-N-acetylglucosaminyltransferase
Exons: 8
Coding region: 163-1323 (386 amino acids)
Biological process (GO): pattern specification process; regulation of Notch signaling pathway
Cellular component (GO): Golgi membrane
Molecular function (GO): O-fucosylpeptide 3-beta-N-acetylglucosaminyltransferase activity
Source: RefSeq, a predicted model, not a curated record
AAGGUACUGAAGACUCAUAGAGAAUUGAGUUAGGGUGUUACAGUUAUCCCUGCAGGGUAUAUAUAUAUAUAUAUAUAUAAAGUUGCAUCAGCGGUCAAUACAUUUUUACUUUUCCUUAUACAAUUUAUAGUAUUUGUAAAAAAUAAUAAUAAUAUACAAAAAAUGCUGAAGACUUGCGGCAAGAGGUUUUUGCUCUCCAUCGUUGGAGCUACCUUCACCUGCCUGGUUGUGCUGUUCGUGGCUCAGCUGCAGCAGCGAAACCAGGUAGAGGCCGUGCCAAACGGGAGAGAGGUUGGGAUGCGCUCUCUGCAGAGCUUGGAGACCCUGGAAGAAAGUCACGACACCCAGGAGCCGCAACUGAGCCAGCCCGACCCUCAGCAGCAGGAUUCUAAUCCUGAGCAAGGGAAAGGCUUCUCAGCUUAUUUCACUAAAUUGACCCGGAGCAGGAGGGAAGCAGAAAAGACAGAAAGCAGCACCGAGGUAGCGACCGAGAGACCGCCUAUGGAAGACAUCACACCGAAUGAUAUUUUCAUCGCAGUCAAGACCACGAAGAAGUUUCACCAGUCCCGUCUGGAGCUGCUUCUAGACACGUGGAUAUCAAGAAACGUGCAACAGACCUACAUCUUCACAGACGGAGAGGAUGAGGAGCUAAAGAAAAGAAUAGGAAGCCAUGCCAUUAACACAAACUGCUCAGCCGCACACAGCCGGCAAGCUCUGUCCUGCAAGAUGGCGGUGGAGUACGACAAGUAUAUCGAAUCUGGAAAAAAAUGGUUUUGCCAUGUGGAUGAUGACAACUAUGUGAACAUGCGGACUCUGGUGAAAUUGCUCUCCAACUACCCCCACACUCAGGAUAUCUACAUUGGGAAGCCGAGCCUGGACCGGCCCAUCGAAGCCACGGAGAGACUCGGAGACAAUUUAAUGCGGCCCAUUAACUUUUGGUUCGCUACUGGAGGUGCUGGGUUCUGUAUCAGCCGUGGUCUGGCAUUGAAGAUGAGCCCAUGGGCAAGUGGAGGACACUUCAUGAACACAGCGGAGAAAAUCCGUCUCCCUGACGACUGCACUAUUGGGUACAUCAUCGAGUCUGUGCUGGGAGUCAAACUGAUCCGCAGCAACCAGUUCCACUCCCACCUGGAGAACCUGCAGCAGGUGCCCAAGUCUGAACUCCACAAGCAGGUAACAUUGAGCUAUGGAAUGUUUGAAAACAAGAGGAAUGCCAUUAUCAUGAAGGGGGCUUUCCCAGUGGAGGAGGACCCAUCCAGGUUCAAGUCUGUACACUGUUUGCUGUACCCGGACACCCCCUGGUGCCCCUCCUACGCUGUCUAAUAACAGCGACCCCCCCCUCCCACCUCUUGUUACCCUCGUCCCGUGCCGCCCCGGUAUCUGAAGGGCCCGUGGGACCAGUGUCUAUUCGGCUGUGAAGCUACUGUGUUUUUGCUGCAGUACUGCACAGCGUUUGCUAGUUUAUAUUGAGCUGCUGUGCGGCUUGCUAUUUUGUUACAAACUUUUCCCUCCAAGCUGUUGCUGUCACUGAUGGCCAGCGGAGAAAGACAUAUUUUUGGACUUCAGUGUGUGGUGUACAGGCAGUUCUCUUUGCUUGUGAUUUGUAAAUGUUGCUUAUGAUAUAUUUGCAAUUCUCAUAGAAUGUACAUUUAUAUUGCUAUGCCUUUGCCAGCUUAUUCAUGCAUUUUUUAUCUUGGCUUUUUUAUUUUUUGUUAUUACUUUAUCGUAGACUCCGGAUACAAUAAUUGAAAUGAAGUUUCUUUUCUUUUAGCGUUACAGUAUUUAAGCUGGCUGUAGGCAGUUUCUAGAUGUGAGCUCAGAUGUUUAUUUCUGAGGUGCAUCGCUACGAAGCACUUUCCCCCUAUUUUAAACGUCUAAGGAGUACAAUCACAGAUUGAGGCAGGUUACGCUUGGAAUCUGUGCUGAAGUUGAAGGAAGACUUUACAUUAGCCAAAAAUGUACAUAAUUUUUAUAGAUAUUGUGAUAUUUAAUAUGAUUUAUUGCCUUUUCAACAAUCUUGAAGAAAAAAAAAAUAUAUAUAUAUAUAUUAGCAAUGGUUAAAAUUAAAUGUUACAAUCAUCUUUUAAGUGUGUUGCAUAUAGACGUGUAAAAAAAUUGCAUGUUUUCCUUUAUUAGAAAAUGUUGCCUUUUUGUAGAUCUUUUGUUGUAAAGGAAUAUCACAAUAUAUAAGUAAAAAAGUAGAAUUUCCUUGUUUACGUUAGUAAUUAUAUAGAGUAUUGUGAAAUUCCUUUAUUGCUUCGCUCCUUUUUAACAGGUCCAAUGUCUAUAUGUACAGUACAUAUAAAUAUAGCAGAUUUGCUCAUAGAACCAGUGGCAGCUAAUAACUUAAAGAUCCCUCUUUUAAAAGUUGCAGACUACAUUGUCCUGCAUUUAUGCCUUUGUCUUGUGCUUUCAAAGAUAUCAGUGUUUAAUUGUGUUGUCUCACAUUUUUAAAUAUGGUUAAUGCCUACAAACAAAUGAAAAGAUGAAGAAAUGUGUACAAAAUGGACUGAUAUCGUUUGAAAGCAGAGACUGCAAUUUUAUCCCCAACCCUACUAAGGAUUUUAGCCAUACUCGUUUUGAAAAAGAAUACUGUGAAAAUGUGGGGCUGUUUGAAAAGGAAAGGAGAUUUCGCAAGAGCGGCAACAUUAAUGUAUAAGAGAACGCAGAGCUUGACUAUCAUCUCUGUGACGAUGUCCCAUACUGGGUACUCUUGUAAAUGUUAAUUUGAAGCAGUAUUUGUUUACUGUGCUUUUUGUUUUUCAAAUAACUGUGUAUAUAAGUGUUUGACAAUGGAUUUUUUUUUCUUUGAAUCAGAAAUGCUUCUGACAAACGUUUUAAAUGAUGAUGUUUACCGCUUGUAAUCAUUGCUUUUUCCUCUAAUUUAUAUUCCAGUAUCUGGAAUUUCUUUUUUUUUAUUAUUGUUUUUCAAAUUGUACAUAUCAAAAAUACAAAUGCUUCUCGGGGAUAAUAACCUGAUAUUGUUACCAUGGAAACUCCAAUGGUACCCUUCAUUUGCUUUUAAUAAAGCAGCUUAAUGGCUGAUGAACUUCA